Molecule: messenger RNA, 1273 nt
Organism: Anolis sagrei ordinatus
Lineage: Eukaryota; Metazoa; Chordata; Lepidosauria; Squamata; Anolidae
Product: glutathione S-transferase Mu 1-like
Biological process (GO): glutathione metabolic process
Molecular function (GO): glutathione transferase activity
Source: RefSeq, a predicted model, not a curated record
GAGGCCGAAGACCCAGCUCCAGGCUAGCCUUGUUCCCCGCGCGUCACUUUCACUUUCUGCCCCGGGGCCCGGGACCACCAGCAGCCGAGGAGCGCCACGCGGGGAAGAUGAGCCUCACGCUGGGCUACUGGGACAUCCGUGGGCUUGCCUAUGCAAUCAGGUUACUUUUAGAAUACACAGAAACACCAUAUGAAGACAAACAAUAUCAUUUUGGAGAAGCUCCUGAUUUUGACACUAGUCAGUGGACUAGUGUGAAGGAGAAACUGAGCUUGGACUUCCCAAAUCUUCCAUAUUUGUUUGAUGGUGAGAAAAAACUUACACAGAGCAAUGCCAUUCUGCGAUACAUUGCACGCAAGCACAAAAUGUGUGGUGAGACUGAAGAAGAAAAAAUCCGAAUUGACAUACUUGAGAAUCAGUUUAUGGAUUUCCGAAUGCACUUUGCAAGAAUGUGCUACAGCCCAGAUUUUGAAAAAUUGAAGCCUGAGUUUAUUGAGCAGCUACCAGAGAAGCUGAAACUGUUCUCCCAGUUUCUGGGAGACAGAAAAUGGUUUACAGGAAAUAAGAUCACCUAUAUAGAUUUCAUUGCAUAUGAUGUUCUGGAUAGGCACCUGAUGUUUCAACCAAAAUGCUUGGAUCAGUUCAGAAAUUUAAAGGAUUUCCUGGACCGCUUUGAGGCACUGGAGAAGAUUUCUGCCUAUAUGAAAUCGGGCCGUUUCCUGAAAACUCCUGUCUUCUUGAGAAAUGCCACGUGGGGCAGCAAGAAAGAAUAGAAGGGAACAGGGAUUUUGCUGUUGAAUCAGCAAGGAGCCUUGAAUCCCCCACUCUCCUUUCAUGCUUUAGAACACUGCUUUUUUAAUGUGGGCCCUGGGCCCAAAUGGGUUGCUUUUGCUUCAUGUUGGGGUGACAAAAUCAUCGGCAAUAGUAAAAUGUUUUGGAACUCACCCAUUAACUGUUUUAGACAUUUGCAUUAAUCUGUUCGUGCAAUGUUUACAGUGGAGUUUGCAGACAAUGCUUCAGUUGUACUUCAUUAAAGAAAAACCAACCCAUUUUGCAGGCCAUGCAAAUACCGAUUUAUUCACAGCACAUGUUUAAUUUUUGUACUGCUUUAUGUACCUGUAUACCAGGGUCACUUAAAAAAUUCUUGAGCCAAAAAGGAUCAUAAGUAGAAAAGUUUAAGAAGCCCUGCUUUUUAAUACUGUUGCCCAUUAGCUGUGAUACCCAAGAUAUGUUCCAAGAACAAUGUAAUAAAAACUGUUGGCUACUGAGGAGUCAA